CUUUGUGGUCUUUAUAAAGUCAAGGUCGUUGAUGUCCCAACAUUCAAAUCUUUUGAGAGGAUUCGUUAAAUCAAGCUCAUCUCAUAUCACCUAUGUCUGAUGCAAGUAGUAAAAAACGUCCUGUAGAAACAAGCAUCCUUGACUACGUUUUAUCCUUUCAUGGGUCAAAUUGCAAGAAUCGAGCUUCGUUUAUAGCUCUUUUGGUCCACUCAGAACUUUUAUCGCGUGGAGCAAGACCCACAGAAGCUACCGCGCGAACUGCAGUACUUAGUUCGUCCUGUCUUGCUGAAGAUCCUAUUCGAAUGUCAUACGCGUUGAUAUCUAGAUCAAAGUCCGACACGUUAUCAACACCGUGCACCCAACUGCAAGUCUCAGUAGCCGAAACAGACGCUCACAUUUUUGUUAAUGUAACAGACACAACUACUGAUAAAUUUGGACAUUUGGAACUUUCUGGAAUCGAACAUGUUUGUCUUGAUAGCGUCGAUAAUUCGACUUACGGAGAUGCUAAUAUCGUAUUCCCCCAAUUAGACGAACUGCUGGACUCCUUUGAGGAAAAUCUAUGGAAACCUGUCCUCCCACCACCUCUUUCCUGCCGUCCAUCUGAAACUGAUAAGAAUGAACCUCGACCAAGCAAUGAUGAUUUCCAUAACCAAUGAUAUUGCACAUAUAUUCUUUGACUUCCUAGAAUAAGACAAACAUGCUCUGAAGUCCUUGGAAUAAAAUGGGUGUAAUACAUAGUAUGUGGAGUUAACAGAUUCUUGACAGAAUAGAAUAACCACCCACUGAUUUCAGGUAGUAAUAGUUAUGUUAGACUGUGAAUUAACCAAACUUGGGAUUUCUGACCACAUAAUUUAAACCUACUAACCUAAUAGUAUUCUAUUUUCUGCAAGACUUGAAGGUUCUAGGUUCUAUCUUGAUUUUUCGGUCCGAAAUUUCAAAGAGUCGAGCCAGAGCAAAACAUCCCUUCGGUGCUCUUUAUUUCCCAAUCUUCAGCUAAUGUUGACCUACAACACAGCGAUUCCAAAAGUCUGAGAAAUGCUAUUUCUCACCCUUCAAUUUCGGUCGUUGUAAUUUCAGUUAGUUCAUUGUACUGUUUUUUGUCUAGGAAUUCAUACUGUGACAUUUAUCUUGAUGCUAUUAAACAGCAACAUAAUUCUGUAUAGACUUUUUUAUGAUCUAUGGAAAGAUUAGUUAUGAUUUUAAACUAACAAGUUUGUUGAACAUCAAGCAGGAGGAUUAUAUUUGUAAAAAAUUCAGCAAUCGAAUUUUAAGUAAAUCCAAUGUUGUCCAAAUUUAAACGAAGGUUCUUAUAAACACGUUGUCUCCUACAGGCACAAGUAAUUGAACGACAUGCAUUGUAAACAAAAAACAUAUAAUUAGUGAUCAGUCACUUUUUGAAGGAUAAUAGUGAUCAGUUUACUACAUUUUUGUGCUCACAAUGUCCAUAAUAUGAUUACAGUCUUUUUAAUUCAACUAACGUCAUAGCUUAAAUUAUACACUUCUUGAUAGUAUUGUUCAGUUACCUGAGUUAACAAUGCUUAAAUAUUCCUUUCCGAGCUUUCUUUGUGAAUUAAACGAACUGAUGGUUACACAUUACUGUACAUUAUUUUCGACAGUAUCACAAGCAUAGUUCUCAGAUAGUCUGAUUUCUACCAAGGUGGACAUGUGAAUACUGUUUGUGCUUUCAUAGAGUUUGAUACCCUAAACGCGUAUUUACAGUCCUCAUAUUUCUUAAGAACAACCAAACCUUGACCACCCUGCUAUUGUACAUUUUGCUCUGAUGAUUUUAGUAUGUCACCAUAGGCUAACACAUGUGUGUCUGACUCUAUGUGGAUUAUGACAAACUAAUUGCGUCUAAUUGCUGAUCAGGAUGGCCCUAGUUGUUCAUAUUAAAACAGAUCCUUUAAGUUAGCAUUAUAGAGAAAUCCCACUGUUUUCUUCGUUAAAAUUAAACUUAUCAUCCGAACAUCAUUUACUCUAUCCGGUUUUAUUUUUACGAACCAUAUUUCAUACACAUAGCUAUCUUUAACACGUACAUUAACCCUACGUUCGACUACACUGUCUACUUCAGUGUAUGCAGCCGGGUACUUCCAUGAGCUCUCACACAAAAGUCGUGGCUGAUAAUACGGUUUGCAGAAUUGUACUUGAUACUUAAGUCACACUAGUCAUUUAUUUAUCUGAACACAUAAAUAUUGGUACAAAGAGGAACAGAAUACAUAUGCGCCACACAAGUCACUUGAUUUGCGUGCGGUCUGUUAUACUACCCGGGUGCCCAGACCGAAGCAGGUGGUUUUCUUAGGGGCCACACCCGGAGCCUUCGACCUAAAGAUCUGAUCUACAAGACAGUGGAGCAACGUAAGGAGACGCAGAACCAUGGUAGCCGGUGACCAACGAUUGGUUUAUACUCCAUUUGUUCCUUCAGGAUCAUGGAGCCCAUGUGCACCAUUGGUUUGGAAUGAGGGUUUUCUAACUCCCCUUAGUAGAUACCCCGUAUCCACCAACCCGGUUAGAGUGCCAGGCAUUCACUUAUCGUCCUCUCAACUUCGUAAACAAUACCCGCACCACGAUAAGGCAAUGAAUAGGACUUCCCUGGUAGUGGCUGUAUACGCGUGGCCAUCUGAGGGCAUUUCGAGAGGGAAAGCUGACUCUCCAUACCUUGGCCGUCCCAGGGCAUUUGGUGGCUAUUACUUUGAUGACGCUGGUCCAGUGGUUGAGGUGUUUAACAUUCAGCCACCAAGUCACAGGCUCAGGUCCCGAUCCAUCUACUUCGGUUUGGGUUGUCAGUAGCACCAAUAACCCCCACACUUCGAGUGUAACUCGGAACCAAAUACUAAUCUGUCUGCUAAACGCGUUAAGAUUUUUAAAGAAAUGCUCACUGCUCAUUCUUCCAUACUAUUAUUCUAGAACAAUAUCUCAACAUUUAUCAUAUCGUUGAAUAGUUUGGAAUACAAUAGUGCAUAUUCGUAACUAGGUUUCAUAUUUUGCUUGGACCUAUUUGGCAUUUAUGGUUGAUAAUGUGUUUUCUGAAUAUUAUUACGAUAACCUUCGCUCUGAGAUUUUUCAGAAACUUACUAUUAGCAAUAUCGUGUACGACAAACUCAUAAUGCAGCUACAUAAAGUUUUUGGAAUAUGCUGAAUAUAUAUAAAUUAAAUUGUAAUCUUCCAUUCCCAUCUGUAAGCAGUUUAGUUAAUCGUUUCUUAAAGCGAAAAUGCUGUUCAAAGUUCAUACUGCAAUUAUUAAACUGCUGAACAAGAAAUGUAAAGAGAUACAAUUGAAAAAAUCUGUUAACUGCAAGAAGUUAUCUUGUAUAAAUAACAGAUGGUUUAAAUAUCAAACUAUAAACGGCUAUGUAUAAUCAUAAAUCACACCAUUCAUAUUUCUUAUUACCAUAGGCUUUUCAUACUAACUGUUCAACUUUUUUUCUACACUAAGCGAAAACACUUAAAAAGUUCAUAACUCCUUUUUUAUUUGACCGUACGUAAGAUAUAAACGAUUCAUUCGGACCCAACUUAAAUAUGUGGUCGACUGAAGAUUGACAGCCUUACUUAUUGACUUACUUAUCUUACCGAGUACUCCAUAUUUCGUUGUUGUAUGAAAUACGACCAAUUAUAUAUGUUCAGCAUGGAUUAAAUGUCAACGAUCUUGUGCGUUCAGCGCAUUAUUAUUAUCUCUGUCCUACUAAUAAUACAACCAAGCGUAAAAAUAUAAGUCGAUAAAUAGAUAAACCAGUCUGUAUAUUCGGAACUCGCUCGAAUACAGACUAGGUUUCAAAUAUCAUACUGUUCUGUAAGGAUGCUUAACAGGGCACUUUAACAUUUUAAUUCGGAGCACCCAGCAUUCUCCUCCAAUACCAGUACGUCCUUUACGUGUUGAACAUCAAUUUAGUGACUCAUAAAGAAAGGCGAAGCUAGUACCAGACUCAUAUUCCUAUAUAAUAAACACAUUUUCCACUUCUUAUUUUGUAGGUUGGUGCUUGACCGGCUUAAUUCUAAAGUAAUGAGACAAGUUAGUUAGCCACUUAACUGCCUGUAGCACCAUACCUAUCUUCCUAAGACUGUUAUUUGAAGCGAGAAAAGUAGUUUCCAUAGAUAAUGCCCAAGGCAUGCAAUCCGCACUUAAUCAGUUGGCAAUCAGUGUCCGUAG
Schistosoma haematobium is the source of this 4144-nucleotide messenger RNA. RefSeq names its product Proteasome inhibitor PI31 subunit, variant 2 (gene PSMF1). The record is from RefSeq and is a predicted model, not a curated record. Lineage: Eukaryota; Metazoa; Platyhelminthes; Trematoda; Strigeidida; Schistosomatidae. Gene Ontology annotation, molecular function: endopeptidase inhibitor activity; proteasome binding. Bases 93 to 656 code for a protein of 187 amino acids. Gene Ontology annotation, biological process: proteasome-mediated ubiquitin-dependent protein catabolic process. The transcript is spliced from 3 exons.